AUGACUUCACAGGAAGCAAGUAAUAUCAUAAAACAGUUACAAGAACUUGAGUUUCCAUAUUCAUUCAACAAGGCUCGAAAGACUGCGUUGCUCAAGGCCGGCGGAAUCCCUACGAUGUCGAAGCUUUUUGCAGCUACGGGACAGAACAGUAGGAAGACUGCUGGGAAACGGGCCGUCGACACAGAAAUCUUGCUUAGAGAGGUGCAAUCAAAAGAUCGUCAAUCAAUACGUUAUAUGCAAGCAGUAGCUCGAAUGAAUUAUCUGCAUUCGAGAUUUCGCAAGGCAGGCAAAAUCCUGGACGAGGAUAUGUUGCAUACCUUGGGCUCGGCUGUUGUGGAACUGUUUCGGGUCGUGGACAGAAACGAGUGGCGAGCGCUCUCAGAGGUGGAGAAAUGCGCCAUUGGAAUAUUCCAUAAGAACCUGGGACAAGAUAUGGAAAUUCCGUAUACGCUCCUCCCGUCCAGUCAGGUCGGUUGGGACAAUGGUCUCCAUUUCGCAGAGGAGCUCAGGGAUUGGACCAUCCGAUAUGAAGCGGUCGUUGCGAAACCACAACCAACGAACGACCAGUACGUUAGAGUGUAUGUCGACUCUGUGACGUCUAACAUGCCGAAGCUAUUUACAACUCUUCUGAGAAAGGUAGUUGGGUCUGAUUUGGAUGAUACUAUGCGGGCCAGUCUCUGUAUGGAAGCUCCUGGGCCCAUCCUCAAUUCGAUCUUGACGUUAGGUACAAGCUUUCGGAAGUUUGCUCUGCGGUACCUAUACCUUCCACGGCCUUCGUUCCUAGCAGUAAAGCCAGUAGACGACGAUCCAAACCCACUGUCAGGCCUGUAUAACUUCAAUCACAACAACUUCCAGCCUUGGUAUGUUAAACCGAGUUUCUGGGCAACAUGGAACCCCGUUGCGGUGUUUGUGAGAUCGCUUGGUGGAAGGGCUCCAGGAACAGCGGGAGACAGAUACCAUCCCUCGGGAUACGAUUUGAUGACCAUUGGCCCAAAACCCCAAGAAGGAAAGGGGUUAGAUGAAAUGAGAACAACGAUCGAAUUUAUGGAGACUCGUGGAUUAGCAGACUGUCCAUUUCACAGUGGGAAAAUUAAGGAUACUAAAAACUAA
Messenger RNA from Venustampulla echinocandica, 1110 nucleotides. RefSeq lists its product as uncharacterized. Bases 1 to 1110 code for a protein of 369 amino acids. Gene Ontology annotation, molecular function: oxidoreductase activity. The transcript is spliced from 3 exons. The record is from RefSeq and is a predicted model, not a curated record. Lineage: Eukaryota; Fungi; Ascomycota; Leotiomycetes; Helotiales; Pleuroascaceae.